This is a messenger RNA of Trichechus manatus latirostris (Florida manatee), 1249 nucleotides long. It is a transcript of the gene SHARPIN, whose product is annotated as SHANK associated RH domain interactor. The transcript is spliced from 8 exons. Gene Ontology annotation, cellular component: ubiquitin ligase complex. Gene Ontology annotation, molecular function: ubiquitin binding; ubiquitin-protein transferase activity. The coding region runs from base 1 to 1227 and encodes 408 amino acids. The record is from RefSeq and is a predicted model, not a curated record. Lineage: Eukaryota; Metazoa; Chordata; Mammalia; Sirenia; Trichechidae. Gene Ontology annotation, biological process: protein linear polyubiquitination; positive regulation of canonical NF-kappaB signal transduction; proteasome-mediated ubiquitin-dependent protein catabolic process.
AUGGCCCCGCCGGCGGGCGGUGGGGCGGCGGCGGCGGCGGGCUCGGCGGCAGUACUCCUGGCGGUGCACGCCGCCGUGAGGCCACUGGGCGCCGGUCCGGACGCCGAGGCACAGCUGCGGAGGCUGCAGCUGAGCGCAGACCCCGAGCGACCCGGGCGCUUCCGGCUGGAGCUGCUGAGCGCGGGGCCCGGAACGGUCAGCUUGGAGUGGCCCUUGGAGUCAGUCUCCUACACGGUCCGAGGCCCCAACCUGCAUGAGAUGCAGCCUCCACCAGGAGGGCCUGGGGCCCUCAGCCUGCACUUCCCCAACCCUCAGGAAGCUCAGCGGUGGGCAGCACUGGUCCGAGGUGCCACUGCGGAGGGACAGAAUGGCAGCGGCAGCGGCAGCCCACCCCCAGCCUUAGGCCCAGAGACCUGCCCUGUUUCCCCUCCGAGUCCUCCUGAAGCCCCUACCCCCAUAGGCCUCCAACCUGAGGCAGAUCCUCCCUGGAGCCCUGGGAACUCUAUGGAGAAAGAAGAGCUGGCUGGGCGCCUGGCCCGGGCCAUUGCAGAUGGGGAUGAGAAGGGUGCAGCUGAAGGGGCGGCCGUCCUGGCCCAGCGUCAGGUGGCCCUCAGCAUCCGACUCCAGGAGGCCUGCUUCCCGCCUGGGCCCAUCAGGUUACAGGUCACGGUUGAAGAUGCCGCAUCCUCUGCCCAUAUUGCACUGCAGGUCCAUCCCCACUGCACUGUUGCCGCCCUGCAGGAGCAGGUGUUCUCCGAGUUCGGCUUCCCGCCGGCCGUGCAGCGCUGGGUUGUUGGGCGGUGCCUGUGUGUGCCCGAGCGCAGCCUCGCUUCCUAUGGGGUGCGGCAUGACGGGGACCCCGCUUUCCUCUACCUGCUCUCGUCCCCACGAGAAACCCCAGCCCCACCCUGCUCUACAACAGGAUUUCGCCCUCAGCGACCCCAGAAGACGGAUGGUGAGCUAGGCCGCCUGUUUCCCCAGUCACAGGGGCUGCCUCGAGCCCCCCAGCCUGCCAGCACCAGCCCCCCCAGUCCUCUGCAGCCCGGCUGGUCCUGCCCUUCCUGCACCUUCAUCAACGCCCUGAGCCGACCUGGCUGUGAGAUGUGUAGCACCCAGAGGCCCUCCACGCGGGACUCCCUUCCCGCAGCCGCCACCCAGCAGCCACCAAAGGUACCAGAGGCAGAGGCGGGGGAGGGGAGGGCAGCACACCAGAACCAGCAGGCAUGACCCCUGCCUCCCUGCAGGUCAC